AUGGCUGUGCGGGACGAGAUGGAGCCAGUCGAGUUUGCUGCUUCAAGCGCAGGUCUGAUGCAUGCUACGCUGAUCGUUCGCAGCUCAUUGAUCUGCCGCGGCACAACACUCGCCAUCACACAUUUCCUGCUUCACAAGGCCGAGUUGCAUGAGGCUAUCCAAGCACGCUUGUCUAUCCUCUCGUUGCUACGUAAGGCCACAAACGCACAGACUUCACGUUUCUGCAAGCAUUUGCCUGUUCCUUGUCCAGCGCCGUGA
Parastagonospora nodorum SN15 is the source of this 258-nucleotide messenger RNA. RefSeq lists its product as hypothetical. NCBI's taxonomy places the organism in Eukaryota, Fungi, Ascomycota, Dothideomycetes, Pleosporales, Phaeosphaeriaceae. The record is from RefSeq and is a predicted model, not a curated record. Bases 1 to 258 code for a protein of 85 amino acids. The transcript is spliced from 2 exons.